Paramecium tetraurelia is the source of this 765-nucleotide messenger RNA. RefSeq lists its product as uncharacterized. Gene Ontology annotation, molecular function: hydrolase activity, acting on ester bonds. The record is from RefSeq and is a predicted model, not a curated record. The transcript is spliced from 2 exons. Lineage: Eukaryota; Ciliophora; Oligohymenophorea; Peniculida; Parameciidae.
AUGGAAUUAUAAAAAUAUGCAGAUGCUCAUUCUCACAUCUAAGAUUUUGAGAAUAUCGAUCAAAUCGUUAAGGAAUCAACAGACUCUGGCAUUAAUCAUAUAAUCUGCAACUCAACGACUUUUGAUUUUCUUCCACCAUCCCUUCUUAACUUAUAUCCAUUCAUAAUACCUUGUAUAGGUUUGCAUCCUUGGUAUAUCAAUAAGGAAUAGAAUGUUGAGUAUGAAAAGAUGGAGAAUAUCUUAAAAUCAGACGAGAGAAUCUAGGUGGGAGAGAUUGGAUUAGAUUUCAUUAAAGCGAAAGAAAAGGAAGAUUAGAAAAGACAAUGCGAGAUCUUUAUAAGUUAAUUGCAAUUGGCUAUCAAAUAUAAUAGAUCUAUGAGCAUUCAUUGUGUUAGAGCCUCAGGAGAAAUGCUUAAAAUCUUUAAGAAGCAAUUGAAGGGACAGAAUUACAAUGCUGCUAUCAUCAUGCACAGUUAUGGAUGUCCAAAGGAAAUUACAGGGAGUUUGGAUAAAUUAUAUCCAAAUUUUUAUUAUUCUCUUUGUUUGAAUAUGAAAAUGGAACAAUUAAAUCACAUCGAUAAAAAUAAAUUGCUUUUUGAAACCGAUGCUCCUUAUCAAUACAAUCCAAACAUAGUAGAAUCGGAGGAUAAAAAAUCUCAUCCUAAAUUUCUGAUUAAAUUAAUCCAAGACUGUGCUACCUAUCUAAAUGAACCUCUAUUGGCACAAAUAGUAUAUAAUAAUUUUAGAAGAGCACUCAAGUUAUGA